Messenger RNA from Lodderomyces parapsilosis, 1053 nucleotides. RefSeq lists its product as uncharacterized. Gene Ontology annotation, cellular component: peroxisomal membrane. NCBI's taxonomy places the organism in Eukaryota, Fungi, Ascomycota, Pichiomycetes, Serinales, Debaryomycetaceae. The record is from RefSeq and is a predicted model, not a curated record. Gene Ontology annotation, molecular function: ADP transmembrane transporter activity; coenzyme A transmembrane transporter activity; NAD transmembrane transporter activity. The transcript has a single exon. Bases 1 to 1053 code for a protein of 350 amino acids.
AUGUCAGGUGACACAGAAGAAAUCGCGCACGCAAUUGCAGGUGCUGGAGGUGGUGCAUUGUCAAUGAUUGUGACAUACCCAUUGGUGACUUUAUCCACCUUAGCACAAACCAAGGCUAAAAAGAAGGAAGAAAAACAAACCGAGGCUCAAAUUGAAGCAGAAGUGCACCACUUGUCACAAUUGAAUGCCAAACAAAAGUUUGCCCAUAAUUUCCACAACAACAGCACCGUGUUGGCCGCCAAAGAGAUCAUCAAGGAGAAAGGAGUUUUGGGAUUAUACUCAGGUUUAGGAAGCGCAAUUUACGGAAUCACCUUGACUAAUUUUAUCUACUAUUAUUUUUAUGAGUUGACAUCGAACAUCUUUUUAAAAGCUAAUAAGGCCAACAAGAGAAAGGCAGGAUUGUCAACUAUUCAAUCUAUCAUAACUGGUGCUAUUGCCGGCGCUAUCACAUCAGUUGGAACGAAUCCAAUUUGGGUCGCAAACACCAGAAUUAUGACGGAGAAGAAGCAAAAGGGUGAGGGUAACGUUUCGAAUUCGACCUUAAAGACGAUUUUGGAAAUCAUUGAAAAAGACGGGGUUGGAACUUUGUUUGCUGGUGUUUUUCCAGCCUUGGUUUUGGUGUUGAACCCUAUUAUUCAAUAUACCAUUUUUGAGCAGAUAAAGAAUGUUAUUGUUGCUGGUGGGGGACAAAAAUCAUUCACUGCUAUCAAGGCUUUCUUUAUCGGUGCCUUUGGUAAAUUGGUAGCCACAACAUUGACUUAUCCAUACAUAACCUUGAAAUCAAGAAUGCACAUUAGGAAAAAGGUGUUGAAAGAGGAAGGCAAAUCUGCUGACGAAAUUCCAAACUUGUCCAUGUAUCAAGAGAUUAAAAAGAUUAUUCACGAAGAAGGAUUUGAGGGAUUGUAUGGUGGAUUGGUUGUUAAGUUGAUUCAAAGUAUUUCAACUGCCGCAUUCCUUUUUUACUUUAAAGAGGAAUUGUUGGUUGGAAGUGUCAGAUUGGUUGAGAUACUCAAAGUGUUGAGCUUAAAGAAGAACAAAGUCGUCAGGGCUUAA